AUGUCUAUGAAUGACUUUAAGGUCCCAGUGGAGGUAGAUCCAACUGAAGAUACCGAGUGGAAUGAUAUCUUGAGAGAGAAAGGAAUCAUUCCGGAAAGACCUCCUUCUCCAACACAACAAUUAGAGGAAGCGUUGGAAGAAGCCGUUAGAAAUCAACACGAAAAUAGAUUAGAAUCAAAAGAUUUAGAUGAACUAGAUGAAUUAGAAGACGAAGAAGAUGAAGCGUUUUUAAACGAAUACAAAUUCAAACGAUUAGCAGAAUUGAAAAAACUAAGUGAACGAAAGAAAUUCGGAACAGUUUUCCACAUUAAUAAACCAGAAUACGAAAAAGAAGUAACUUUAGCCUCAAAUGAAAAUCAACCGGUUAUAGUCCACAUGUCUUUACAAUCAUCUUUACAAAGUAGAUUGUUAUCUUCCCAUUUCAUCCAAUUAGCCACUAAAUUCCCCGAACUAAAAUUCGUUGAUAUCCCUGCUAAUAGAUGCGUUGAAAAUUACCCAGAAUCAAAUUGUCCAACUCUAUUAAUUUACUUGAAUAAAGAUGUGAUUAAGCAAUUCAUCACCUUAACCCAAUUAGGUGGUAAUGAUACCAAACUAAAAGACUUGGAGCAAGUCUUGAUCAAUGUUAAUGCAAUUAAUGAAAAUGAUAAACGAUUACUUAUCAACCAUCUAGAUGACGACUUGGAAGAUGACCGCAGAUUGCGAUUCAUGAAGAAAUCAAUCAGAGAAAACGAUAGUGACGAUGAUUUCGAUUAA
Molecule: messenger RNA, 753 nt
Organism: Hyphopichia burtonii NRRL Y-1933
Lineage: Eukaryota; Fungi; Ascomycota; Pichiomycetes; Serinales; Debaryomycetaceae
Exons: 1
Coding region: 1-753 (250 amino acids)
Biological process (GO): protein folding
Cellular component (GO): cytoplasm
Source: RefSeq, a predicted model, not a curated record